UAAUGCCAAAGGGAUAGACAACUACAACCUAAAAAGCUUAAAAGGCAGCAAAAAAUACCAGAGUUGCCAAAAAAGUAGUCAGAGCCAGAAAACAUUUCUAAAAUAGAUUCCAUACCACUAAACCAUUAGCAUUAACUAGAAAACCUAAAUUUACCAGAUUAACAAGAUAAUUAAAACCAAUCAAUAAGGGUUUAGAUUUCUAAAAUGUCCUUAAACAUCCACUCAUUACAGAAAAAGAUAUGAAAAAGAUGGAAGAUGAAAACACUAUGGUCUUCUAUGUUAAUUCAAAAUCAACUAAACCAUAAAUAAAAAGAGCAUUUUCUAAAAUUUAUGAUGUUAAAGUUAGAAAAGUCAAUGUAUUCAAUCUAAGUUUAUCAUUAGAUCUUAAAUACAUUUGGUGGAAAGAAGAAGGCAUACAUUAGAUUAGGAGGAGAAAAUGAUGCACUUAAUUUGGCCAAUAAAAUCGGUAUCAUCUGAGU
Messenger RNA from Paramecium pentaurelia, 479 nucleotides. The record is from the annotation of a GenBank genome assembly. Lineage: Eukaryota; Ciliophora; Oligohymenophorea; Peniculida; Parameciidae.